AUGGCUUUUUUCAAGAUUCUGAUAUUCAUCACCUUGGCCGUGUACUCCGUUGUCGCCGAAGAAGGAGUAAGAGCAAAGAAACAUGCCUACCUCGCUGCUGCCCCAGCUCCGGUUUUGGGUUAUUCUGCCUCAGCCCCCGGUUCGUUCUCAUAUGCAUACUCUGAUUACACCAACUAUCCGUACAAUUAUCCAGUAGUAGGAGCUUCAGCAUACCACGCACCCGCCGCAUACCCGGUAACAGCGUACACAGCGUCAGCUUAUGCCGCCCACGCAUACCCUGCAAUCUACCACGAAGAUGAUGGAAAAUACUGGCCCGGCAAAUACGAAAAGGCCUACAUCCCAGCUUACAAAGCCGGAUACCCAAGCUAUCCCGAAGAUGACGGCCAAUACUGGCCUGGAAAGUACGAAAAAUCCUACAUCCCAGCUUACAAAGCCGGACUCCACUACUGA
This is a messenger RNA of Macrosiphum euphorbiae (potato aphid), 450 nucleotides long. The record is from the annotation of a GenBank genome assembly. NCBI's taxonomy places the organism in Eukaryota, Metazoa, Arthropoda, Insecta, Hemiptera, Aphididae.